AUGGUGGCAGAGGAGGCAUCACCGCGAGGCCUCAAAUGCUUAGUUUGCGGGCAGAACGCUUCCCAGCGUAACACGCUGGCGAUGCUAACGCUGUCUAGCCAGGUUGUUGCCGCUGCUGCCGCUGCGAGAAACGAGUCUGCUGCAGAAGGGCCCCCCUUGCAACAGGCUGUGGACUACCGCGAGCGCAUCUGCACAGCGGUGGAAAAGCAGCUGCAGCAGUGGGAGCAGCAGCACCUCUCCAGUCUCCUGCAGCAAGCGCCUCACCAGCGGCAGCAGGAGGCGCAAGAGCUACCGCUAGAAGAAAUACGCGUCUUAUGGGACUUACUUCAAACAGCAGCCGCAGCGGGCUGCUCUGGCACGCUACAUCUGCAGCUUCAAACGGUUCGUGUAAUCUGCCAAAGAGUGCCGCCAGCCUGCCACGGCUUAAGACCUCUCUUCGUGGAAGCUGUUAGCCGUCCCCUCCAGAAGACGGAGGCAGCGGCGGCGGCGCUGUGGGCAGCUGCGGCUGCUACUGCAGCGGCUGUGACUGCAGGGGAGUCAGCGAAUGCAACGCUGGUGGCUGCAGCGCAAGUGCAGUUUGGAGUCAACGGGUGGGAACUGCUCCUUCUUGGUGCCUCCACCGUCCACGUUUUUGAAUGUGUUGGCGCUGCUGCGCGCAGGGCCGCAUCAGUCUCUCCCGUGACUCUCUCCUCGGCGGGAGCAGAAAACGCGCUUCUAGCCGCUGGAGUAGGAGUCUUGGCAGCAGAGCUCAACAGCUUCUCCGCCUUCUCAGGCCCCCUUCCCUCGGGUGUGCAUGCGCACUUGGAAGCCGUUCUAGCAGCUGCGGAGGCUGGAGCCUUUGCCGCUGAAAUCACAUCCGGAGAAAAGGCGACUCCUUCCGCUGCCCCACCUCCCCUUUUUGCCCCUCCUCAAGCCGACUGA
This is a messenger RNA of Cyclospora cayetanensis, 921 nucleotides long. RefSeq lists its product as uncharacterized. Lineage: Eukaryota; Apicomplexa; Conoidasida; Eucoccidiorida; Eimeriidae. The record is from RefSeq and is a predicted model, not a curated record. The transcript has 5 exons. Bases 1 to 921 code for a protein of 306 amino acids.